Messenger RNA from Schistosoma mattheei, 1539 nucleotides. Lineage: Eukaryota; Metazoa; Platyhelminthes; Trematoda; Strigeidida; Schistosomatidae. The record is from the annotation of a GenBank genome assembly.
AUGAGUGAUUCAAAUAAAUCUUACUGGUCAUUUGAAGAGGAACAUUGUUUACCUUACACCACUACUGUUACUAAUACUAUUAGUACUACAACAACGGCUACAUUAACAAUAACUACUACUGCUACUACUGACAUAGAUCAUGUUAGUGGUACAACCGAUGCUUCAUCUGUACAUUUUCCAUUAGUUUCUAUGACUGUUCCAAUUAGUACUUCAGAUGUCAUUUAUCCAAUUCAUAGAUUAGAAAGUCAAUUUUUUGAAAGAACAAUAGAAAGAAGAGGAUUACAACAUUCAGAAGGAUUAUAUAUUGAAAGUACUCCAAUAUGUCAGGAAUUUAAGAAUAUAUUAUAUUUUCCUCAAAGUCAACGGCAAGUACCAUCGUAUACUAUGGAGGUAUCAACCGUAACAUUUGCAGGGUCUUCUCAGAAAUCAACUCCAUAUAUUUCUAAAAUAGGUGAACAUGAAAAGACUCAAGGUUGUAUCACACCAUCAUCUUCCAGCUAUGGUGAACCUAGUAUUUAUCACUUCACUACUAGUCAGAUUGAAGAGGAAUCUAGAUUAACACCAUCGUACACCUCGGUGAACACAGCAUCUGUAAACUAUGCGCGGAAACAUUCAAGGAGAUCAUUUGAUAUCGAAAGAGAAAAGUUCCCUUAUCAAAGCGGACUACUUGAACAUCCAUCAAUAUGUCCUAAAAAGUCACGGCGGGUUUCGUGUAUUGCAAGGAGUUUUCGUAGUUGGGUAUUCAUCCUAGCAGUCUGUAUCUGUAUCAUGGAAUAUUUGGCACCUCUUUCCUCAUCGUUGUUUGUAAUACGAAAUGCCGAACACGUGUGCAUUAACAUGGAGAACAUUCAACGUUUAGUGGGAAUGGAAGGGGUAAACUUGUUAAAUCCUGAAGUAUAUCAAACUGUGACAGAGGAGCAAUUGAGACACAUAUUUCGUUCACAUACAGCUGAGCCUAUACCAUUAUUUGAUGAGAGAUUAAAUGCUCUGAGGUGUGCUGGGAAAACUUUACUUGAGAAUUUCGAUGGGUCAUUUAAAAAUGCUCUGUCCUCGUGUGAAAAUUCUGCGGCAAAGCUUCUAAAGUUAUUGUGUGAUUAUUUCCCUUCUUUCCGCGACUAUAGUAUAUACAAAGGAAAACACGUGUCAUUCUUAAAACGUGCUCAGAUCUUGAUUGGUGAUUUGUGGUACUGUUUUGAGGGCAAAGGGUUUGGGUAUUUCCACGAUAUAGAUGAGAUUACUGCGUUUGCCGAUUACAGAGUUCCACAAGUGUUAUGUUAUUUUGGUGCUAUAGAAUACAGUGAGGAUUUAACAAAAAGGAUACGCAACGGUGAAGAAAUUGCAAAUGGAAGCGAAUUAGAAGUUGAAAUUCGAGCAGCGACAAUACUAGCUGUGCAUAAUAUCGCCAAGUCCUUAAAUAGUAAAAAUAUUAGUUGCAAUUCAAUUGUGGUGGAUAAUUUUCUUUGGAAUUAUCGACGUUCUCAUGCUGAUGAAAUUGAUGCCAAAAUUCCAAUGCAUAGGACACGUUGCAUAUACUAUUGA